AGAGCGGUAACCCCUUGGGCGUCCUGUCGCGCCGCGCCGUAGACGUUCCGGGACAUCGCGCGGCGCGCAUCGCCGCGCUCGGCCGCGAGAAGAGAGGCGACCUUUCGUUCCCACGUCUCGAAAACGAGCGCCGCGUUUUUCCUUUCGCCUGAACCCCUCGAUCGAGGAUCCAAGUGUGCACGUUCGCCGGAACUCCCGCGCGAACGGAUGGACGUGGAGGAGAGAACCCGGAGCGACGUCUUCGACGCUCGUUCUCUGGACGCGGGAACGAAAGAGCUGAACGAGUGAGAGAGAGGUCUUUGGGAUUCGAUAUCGGAGGAAGGAUGCGUGACGAAAGAUGGGAGAUUUCGCAAAAUGGUCAAUGUUCCGCGCCUCGUAAUUCUUCUCGUGGACGAGAUUCGCGAUGCAAGGCGAAUGCGCCGCUGCUGAAAGGUACAACUCGUUAUUUUGUGUUCGAGAGGGCGGCCUUUUUGAUACAGCUGUUAGGGUUGUGCUAUAACUAGCGGCUUCGAUGCUCCCGUAUCUAGGCAAGACAACGAAGAUAUGUCAACACAAGUCACGGCGCGCUUGCAGACCAUGUCCGCGACGACGACGCCGGUGACGAGUCUGACGGUGAACACCCGGGUGUACGAAGGCCAGAAACCGGGCACUUCGGGGCUGCGCAAGGCCGUCAAGGUCUUUCAGCAGGAACACUACACGGAGAACUUCGUCCAGGCGAUACUGCAGGCCCUGGGCGAUCAGCUGAUCGGCUGCACUCUCGUCGUCGGUGGUGACGGACGGUUUUACGGCAAGGAAGCGGUAAAGAAGAUCAUCCGGAUCGCCGCGGCAAACGGGGUAGGAAAAUUAAUUGUUGGUCAAAAUGGUAUUCUCUCAACGCCAGCGGUAUCAACUAUAAUAAGAAAGUACAAGACACAAGGCGGAAUUGUCCUAACAGCGUCGCACAAUCCUGGUGGUCCCGAUGCCGACUUUGGCAUUAAAUUUAAUUGCGACAACGGUGGCCCUGCUCCGGACAACGUGACGAAUAAAAUCUACGAAAUCACUAAAACAAUUCAAUGUUAUAAAAUUAUUCCUGAUAUUAGCGUAGAUAUUGAUAAAAUACAGAGCACUUCUAUCGAAGUGGAUGGUAGACAAUUUACCAUCGAUAUAAUUGAUUCUGUGAAUGAUUAUGUGGAACUUAUGAAAGAGAUUUUUGACUUUGCAAGUAUUAAGAAAUUAUUGCAAGGUAAUGCUGAUAAACCAGCAUUUAAAGUUCUCAUCAAUUCGAUGAAUGGAGUUACGGGACCGUAUGUAGAAAAGAUAUUUAGUAGCGAAUUAGGCGUCGAUAAUUCAAGUUUAGUAAAUAUAAAGCCGUUAGAAGAUUUUGGUGGUUUACAUCCUGAUCCAAAUUUAACUUAUGCCAAAGAUUUAGUGAAUGCUAUAAAGGAAGGACCAUAUGAUUUUGGUGCCGCUUUUGAUGGAGAUGGAGAUAGAAAUAUGAUCUUGGGCAAGAAAGCUUUUUUUGUUACUCCCUCUGAUUCUUUAGCAGUAUUAGCUGCUAAUCUAAAGUUUAUUCCAUAUUUCCAAAAGACUGGCAUUAAAGGAUAUGCUAGAUCUAUGCCAACGGCUGCAGCUGUCGAUAGAGUUGCUACUAAAGACGGAGCGAAAUUCUUCGAAGUUCCUACUGGAUGGAAAUAUUUUGGAAAUUUAAUGGAUGCUGGGGAUCUAUCAUUGUGUGGAGAAGAAAGCUUUGGUACAGGUUCUGAUCAUAUUCGUGAGAAAGAUGGAAUAUGGGCAUGCCUGGCAUGGCUCAAUGUCAUCGCAGGACUUGGGAAAUCUGUAGAGAAUAUUUUAUUGGAUCACUGGAAAAUUUAUGGAAGAAAUUUUUUUACUAGAUAUGAUUAUGAAAAUUGCGACUCUGCGAACGCGGACAAGAUGAUGCAGAACCUUGAAGCUCUGAUUCAGAAACCAGAAUUUAUCAGCAGAAAGUUGCAGCACGAAGGUAAAGAAUACAUUGUUAAGCAAGCGGACAAUUAUUCCUACACGGAUCCUGUUGAUGGUAGCAAAGCUACGAAACAGGGUUUACGGAUAUUGUUUGUGGAUGGUUCCCGCAUUAUAUUCCGCUUAUCCGGAACGGGAAGUUCAGGCGCUACUAUCCGUAUGUAUAUCGAUAGUUAUGAGAAUGAUCCAGCUACUUUCGAGAAAGACGCACAAUUGGUGUUAAAACCUUUGAUUAAUAUCGCAUUAGAAUUAAGCGAACUUCGUCAACACACUUGCCGCGACGCACCGACUGUGAUUACAUAAAAAUAUUUUGUUUUGUAUGUACUAACAACUAUUUGUUCAGAGAAAUUUACAAAACAAGAGGGUAAAGUUUCACAUCGGUAUAAAUUCAUUUUGGGUUAUAGAAGUUCGCUCCAUUUUAUUAUCGUCAGAUUACAAAGCAAUAGCACGAAAUAAUUGUUGCUGACAUCAAUGAACGAAUUUUCCAUUUUUAUAAAUUGUUACCAACGUUUUACGGAGUCCAUCCAUAUUAUAUAUAUAUAUAUAUAUAUAUAUAUAUAUAUAUAUAUACACCGUGCGUAUUGGACAAAAACUAUUCAAUAUGCAUAUCUGUAAGUAGCAACUGAAAGAAAUGUUUCAAGAUCUAUGUAAUACUAGAUAUUUGCUAUAGAUGUUGUUGUGCUUGAAUCUUUACAUUUCAAGUCAAUCGUGAGAAAAUGCAACUUAAACUUAUUUAGAUCUUACUUAAAUAUUUAUGUGCGCAAGAGGAACAUUGAUAUUGUUCCUUGAGCAUUAAAAGAUGACUAAUUAUCUCGAAUUCUUUGGUAGAAAUUUGAGUAAUAUAAUUUAUACAUACUACUCAUAUAUUUACAUGAGUUAAUAAACAUUAAUUGUUCUUUUAUUCUUUAUUAAACUAGAUAUGUCUGGUAUAUGUAGAUAUUCUACAUGUGCUAGAAAACUUCUUCAGAAAUACUUUUGUGACAUAAAUAUUAUGUUACAAAGUGAAAUUGUUGCAAUAACCUAUCUAUCUUGUUAUGCCACAACAUAUUGAUAAAAAAUACAAUUUGUUAUAUCGGAUACAUAUACAUAGAUAAAGUAAAAAAUGCAUUGACAUUUUCCGAAAAAUAUAGAGGGCGAAAAAAGUUCUGUACCCAUUAAAAAUCAUGUCGAUUAUAUGUAAUCCUGUAAUGUGUGCACACAUCUCUUUUUCUUAAUAGUUGAUAUUAAAGCCACGGAAAACUUUGAUACAUUU
This is a messenger RNA of Nylanderia fulva, 3229 nucleotides long. The record is from RefSeq and is a predicted model, not a curated record. Lineage: Eukaryota; Metazoa; Arthropoda; Insecta; Hymenoptera; Formicidae.